This is a messenger RNA of Odocoileus virginianus texanus, 3721 nucleotides long. RefSeq names its product ATPase Na+/K+ transporting subunit alpha 1 (gene ATP1A1). Gene Ontology annotation, cellular component: sarcolemma; sodium:potassium-exchanging ATPase complex. The record is from RefSeq and is a predicted model, not a curated record. NCBI's taxonomy places the organism in Eukaryota, Metazoa, Chordata, Mammalia, Artiodactyla, Cervidae. Gene Ontology annotation, biological process: potassium ion import across plasma membrane; intracellular sodium ion homeostasis; intracellular potassium ion homeostasis. Gene Ontology annotation, molecular function: ATP binding; ATP hydrolysis activity; P-type sodium:potassium-exchanging transporter activity.
GAGUGGGCGGAGCUAGAUGCAGGUUGCAUAUUUUAGGAAGUGUGGAGGAGGCGCAGGCUUGAGCUGCGGCGGGGUCUGGGGCUCAGAACAGCGGCGGGAGGAGGAGGACACGUGGCAGCAGCAGCAGUAGCAGCCCCGGCGGCGGCGGCGGCAGAAGGCAUCGGCCCGAGCCGCCUGCCGUCUUCCCUCCUUCCCGCCUCGCGGCAGCCCUAGCUCCUUCCUCUUCGCUCCCCCGGCCGCGCUUGCUCGGCCGGGAGCCGCUUUCUUCUUUCUCUCAUUUUCUGAACGGAAGGACCCGGCGCGGGGCGCAGACCAUCGCCGCUAUGGGGAAGGGGGUUGGACGUGAUAAAUAUGAACCGGCAGCCGUUUCCGAGCAUGGCGACAAGAAAAAGGCUAAGAAAGAGAGGGAUAUGGACGAGCUGAAGAAAGAAGUUUCUAUGGAUGAUCAUAAACUUAGCCUUGAUGAACUUCAUCGCAAAUAUGGAACAGACUUGAACCGAGGCUUAACAACUGCUCGAGCUGCCGAGAUCCUAGCCAGAGAUGGACCCAACGCCCUCACGCCCCCUCCCACGACCCCCGAAUGGGUCAAGUUCUGUCGACAGCUGUUUGGGGGGUUCUCAAUGUUACUGUGGAUUGGAGCAGUUCUUUGCUUCUUGGCCUAUGGCAUCCAAGCUGCUACAGAAGAGGAACCUCAAAAUGAUAAUCUGUAUCUUGGUGUGGUGCUGUCCGCGGUUGUCAUCAUAACCGGCUGUUUCUCCUACUAUCAAGAAGCAAAAAGCUCCAAGAUCAUGGAGUCCUUCAAAAACAUGGUUCCUCAGCAAGCCCUCGUGAUUCGAAAUGGUGAAAAGAUGAGCAUAAACGCGGAAGAGGUGGUCGUCGGAGAUCUGGUGGAAGUGAAAGGAGGGGAUCGAAUUCCUGCUGAUCUCAGAAUCAUUUCUGCGAAUGGCUGCAAGGUGGAUAACUCCUCACUCACGGGAGAGUCAGAGCCACAGACCAGGUCUCCGGAUUUCACCAAUGAAAAUCCCCUGGAGACACGGAACAUUGCCUUUUUUUCAACCAACUGUGUUGAAGGCACUGCACGUGGCAUUGUUGUGUACACUGGGGACCGAACCGUGAUGGGCAGGAUUGCGACUCUGGCUUCUGGGCUGGAAGGGGGCCAGACUCCCAUCGCUGCAGAAAUUGAACAUUUUAUCCACAUCAUCACGGGUGUGGCUGUGUUCCUGGGCGUGUCUUUCUUCAUCCUUUCUCUGAUCCUUGAGUACACCUGGCUUGAGGCUGUCAUCUUCCUCAUCGGCAUCAUUGUAGCCAAUGUGCCGGAGGGUCUGCUGGCCACCGUCACGGUGUGCCUGACCCUGACUGCCAAGCGCAUGGCCAGGAAGAACUGCUUAGUGAAGAACCUGGAGGCUGUGGAGACCUUGGGAUCCACGUCCACCAUCUGCUCAGACAAAACUGGAACUCUGACCCAGAACCGGAUGACAGUGGCCCACAUGUGGUUCGACAACCAAAUCCAUGAGGCGGACACGACAGAGAAUCAGAGCGGUGUUUCAUUUGACAAGACUUCGGCCACCUGGCUUGCUCUCUCCAGAAUUGCAGGUCUUUGUAACAGGGCCGUGUUUCAGGCUAACCAGGAUAACCUGCCUAUCCUGAAGCGGGCUGUAGCAGGUGAUGCAUCAGAGUCUGCUCUCCUAAAGUGCAUUGAGGUCUGCUGCGGUUCUGUGAAGGAGAUGAGAGAGAGAUAUGCCAAGAUCGUCGAGAUCCCAUUCAACUCCACCAACAAGUACCAGUUGUCCAUCCACAAGAACGCCAAUGCAGGUGAGCCCCGGCACCUACUGGUGAUGAAAGGUGCUCCGGAAAGGAUCCUGGAUCGCUGCAGCUCCAUCCUCAUCCAUGGCAAGGAGCAGCCCCUGGACGAGGAGCUGAAGGACGCCUUUCAGAAUGCCUACCUGGAGCUGGGCGGCCUCGGAGAGCGGGUACUGGGUUUCUGCCACUUGAUGCUGCCAGAUGAGCAGUUUCCCGAAGGCUUCCAGUUUGACACCGAUGAUGUGAACUUCCCUGUUGAUAAUCUCUGCUUCGUGGGGCUCAUCUCCAUGAUUGACCCGCCACGGGCUGCUGUCCCAGAUGCUGUGGGCAAAUGUCGGAGUGCUGGAAUCAAGGUCAUCAUGGUCACCGGAGACCAUCCCAUCACUGCCAAAGCCAUUGCCAAAGGUGUGGGCAUCAUCUCAGAAGGUAAUGAGACUGUGGAAGACAUUGCUGCCCGCCUCAACAUCCCAGUGAGCCAGGUGAACCCCAGGGAUGCCCGGGCCUGUGUGGUGCACGGAAGCGAUCUGAAGGACAUGACUUCCGAGCAGCUGGAUGACAUUUUGAAAUACCACACGGAGAUUGUGUUCGCCAGGACCUCUCCGCAGCAGAAGCUCAUUAUUGUGGAAGGCUGCCAGAGACAGGGUGCCAUAGUGGCUGUAACUGGAGACGGUGUCAAUGACUCCCCGGCUUUGAAGAAGGCAGACAUUGGGGUUGCCAUGGGGAUUGCGGGCUCAGACGUGUCUAAGCAAGCUGCUGACAUGAUUCUCCUAGAUGACAACUUUGCCUCAAUUGUGACUGGAGUAGAGGAAGGUCGUCUGAUCUUUGAUAACUUGAAGAAAUCCAUUGCUUAUACCCUCACUAGUAACAUUCCUGAGAUUACCCCCUUCCUGAUAUUUAUUAUUGCAAACAUUCCACUCCCUCUGGGGACCGUCACCAUCCUCUGCAUCGACUUGGGAACGGACAUGGUCCCUGCCAUCUCUCUGGCUUACGAGCAGGCUGAGAGCGACAUCAUGAAGAGACAGCCCAGAAACCCCCAGACAGACAAACUUGUGAAUGAGCGGCUGAUCAGCAUGGCCUACGGACAGAUUGGUAUGAUCCAGGCCCUGGGGGGCUUCUUCACUUACUUUGUGAUCAUGGCUGAGAACGGCUUCCUCCCAAAUCACCUGCUGGGCAUCCGAGUGACCUGGGAUGACCGUUGGAUCAACGACGUGGAGGACAGCUAUGGGCAGCAGUGGACCUAUGAGCAGAGGAAGAUUGUGGAGUUCACCUGCCACACGGCCUUCUUUGUCAGUAUCGUGGUGGUGCAGUGGGCUGACUUGGUCAUCUGCAAGACCAGGAGGAAUUCCGUCUUCCAGCAGGGGAUGAAGAACAAGAUCUUAAUAUUUGGCCUCUUCGAAGAGACAGCCCUUGCUGCUUUCCUUUCCUACUGCCCUGGAAUGGGUGUCGCCCUGAGGAUGUAUCCCCUUAAACCUACCUGGUGGUUCUGUGCCUUCCCCUACUCUCUCCUCAUCUUCGUGUAUGAUGAAGUCCGAAAGCUCAUCAUCAGGCGACGCCCUGGCGGUUGGGUGGAGAAGGAGACCUACUACUAGACCCCCUCCUGCACGCCGUGGAGCAUCAUGCCACAAACUCUGCACCCACCACCCACCCCCUUUGUGUACUUCAGUCUUGGAAUUCGGAAUUCCACCCUGGUAGGAAAGCACCGAAGCAUGUGGGGAAGCGAGCCGUCCCGGAAUGAAGCAUGUAGCUCUAUGGGGGGGUGGGGGUGGGGGGAGGGCUGCCCGAGAAACAUCCGUCUGUGGAAACGACCGUGGGGAAGGUUUUUAUGUGCCUUUUUGUUUUUGUAAAAUGGAAAACUCGGAAAGACUGAAAGAAUACAUUUUAUAUCUGGAUUUUUACAAAUAAAGAUGGCUAUUAUAAUGGA